Molecule: messenger RNA, 1731 nt
Organism: Cooperia oncophora
Lineage: Eukaryota; Metazoa; Nematoda; Chromadorea; Rhabditida; Trichostrongylidae
Source: the annotation of a GenBank genome assembly
AUGGCCAUUGCAACUAGAAGUCAGUCAACUCAUAAUGUGUUUGCACUUAUAAUGGGUGGCGGAGUGGCUGGAAGCUCUGUGGCAUAUCAUCUCACUAAGAGAAAUAUUAAAGACGUUCUACUUCUCGAAAAAGAUGCUGUCGCGGCACCCAGUGGGACGUCCUUCCAUUCACCAGGACUCGUGUCAGCCAGUCAUCCAGCCCAUCGAUAUAAACCUAUACUCGCUUAUUCUGUGGAACUGUAUAGCAAACUUGAGGAAGAAACUGGCGAGGCUCUCAACUUCGAACGACUCGGCACCAUACGCCUCGCCACUAAUCCAACUCGACUUCAAGAAUUUAAGCGUUAUGUCGCUAGGGACUACUAUAAGGAGGGAGACGUAUGUAAAACCUCACUGCUUAGUCCUGAAGAGGUGGCCAAAAUCUCUCCUGUUGUCAACACUAAACAAAUUCUGGGUGCGUUAUACACAACAAACGAUGGCAUGAUUUCAGCUUCAGGACUCAACCGUGCUUUAGUGACAGGUGCCAAAGCUGGAGGUGUACAAGUCGUUACUUCCUCACCAAAAACCAUUCGAUAUGACAAGGAAAAGAGUGUUUGGCAUGUGGAACUGAGUGAUGGAUCGUUGGUCACUGCGCGAAAUCUUGUGAACGCUGGAGGUAUCUGGGCUAACGAUAUUGCUCGUCUCUCUGGUCAUGAGCUUCCAAUGGUCAUUGCUGAGCAUCAGUAUGCCACUCUUACGCCGAGCUCACCUCCCCCAAACACACCUGCCAUAAUAGAUCAUGACAGCACUUUCUAUGUUCGGAAAUAUGGUGACAAGUUUAUAUUCGGUGGUUUUGAACCCAUGGAUAAGGUUGUGUUCCGAGAAGACUGGUACCAAAAAGGAGUUCCAGCGGGCGAGUUGCUUUUCUACCUAUGUAUUUUGUUUUUGUUUUACAUCGAAUAUAUUAUAGAGGGCUCCCGUGCUAUUCAACCAGAUUUUUCGCGAUUGGAGGAGGCGCACAAUCGUGCGUGUGAGCUCAUUCCUUCAAUCAAAGAUGCUCAAGUAGAGGCCAAGGCAGCCCUUUUCAGUAUGACUCCGGAUGGAUAUCCAUUGGUUGGACCGUUCGAUAAGAACUACUGGGUCUCAACUGGUUUCCUGGACGGUGUCAGCAGUGGUGGUGGAAUUGGAAGAUAUAUAGCUGACUGGAUGGCAGAUGGUGAACCGCCACUGGAAUUGUUUGAUACUGAUGCAAGUAGAUAUGACAGAUGGGCAACGAGACGGUUUAUUGUGGAUAAAAGUCGUGAGACAUAUUCAAUGUUUUACAACUGGUCAUACACGAACAGACUGGGUGGACGACCAACUGAUCGUGUCAGUGGAGUCUAUGGAAGGCUAAAGAGGGACAAGGGUCAUUUCUCAUUCCGUAAUGGAUGGGAGGUACCACAGGUCUUCGAUAUAGAUGAGGAAGGAAUGCUAUCCACGUUGAGCCGAGAAUAUCAGAUGGUUACGAAUAAAUGUGGUGUUAUCGAUAUGUCAUGGAAAGGGAAGAUUGAAGUAAAGGGGCAGGAUUCUGAUGCGCUUAUGAACUAUGCGAUCUGUACACAGAUCCCUCCGCUCGGCAAGAUUGGUUCUGGCUUGAUGUUAACCCGACAAGGCCGUUUGUUCGCACCGCUGAAAAUAUUCCAUCAUGAUGAUUUCCGCUCUGCCUUUAUUAUGCUCACUGAGCCUGAGAGGGAAAGCAGAGAUAUUUACUGGUGA